UAUAAAACGUUUGUUUUAAAAUCAUCGAAUACGUUACAUAUAAUUGUUUCCAUUUUGUUGACAUGGCUAAAGUAAAAUUAGCUAUAAGAAUCAGACCGUUUACUGAUAAGGAACUUAAAUCGGAAAUUGAUCGUACUGCGGUUGUAUGUGUUAGCGGAGUGAAAACAGUGACAAUAACAAAUAUAAAAGUAAAUACGUCAGGCGCAGGCGACAGCAGGGAGCGUGUGCGGCCAUACUACGCCGAUUUUACUUUUGACAGCUCCUGCCACAAAACAAAUGAUGAGUACGCUACCCAAGAAAAGGUAUUUGAAACUAUCGGAGAAGGAGUGUUGGCGAGCAUGUCACAAGGCUUGUCUGCGUGCGUGCUUGCUUAUGGUCAGAGCGCAACUGGAAAGACGUAUACCAUGAUGGGAACAGAGUCAAACCCUGGUCUGAUACCACGUCUUUGUCGUGCUCUGGGCGAUGAACAGCCCGUUGAUAUUAAUGUCAGUUUUUUGGAGAUAUACAACGAGCGAGUGCACGACUUACUGGCGGGCGACGUGAUACCAGCUGUGGACACCUUCGGCUCUUUGCCUCGACGCAAGGGCAACGCUCGGAAGGACCUGCGCGUCAGAGAACAUCCUACCAAAGGACCAUACGUACAGAACCUCCGUCGCGUGUGCGUGCGUGACGUGGGCGUUCUGUUAUCGCUGGUGUGCGAGGGCGCACGGCGGCGACGCACGGCAGCCACGCGCCGCAAUCCCGCCUCCUCGCGCUCGCAUGCCUUGCUGCAGCUUACCACGCCGCGAGCCACGCUGCACCUCGCUGAUUUAGCGGGCAGUGAAAAAGCUAGUUGGGAGGGCUGUGGCGGAGGAAGACAAAAGGAAGGAGCAAAUAUUAACAAAUCAUUAGUUGCACUCAGUAAUGUUAUUUCAGCAUUAGUGAACGGAGGAAGUGGAAGAAGUAAAUUCGUACCUUAUCGAGACUCGGCUUUGACGUGGCUAUUGAAAGAUUGUUUUACCGGCGGUUUUAUUAUUGCUACGGUAUCACCCAGUUACGCUUGCUACGGCGAGUCGGCAUCGACACUCCGCUGGGCGGCACAGGCACGUCGUUUGCAGACACCAAAGCCGGCACCAGUCGCUGGAGUUACCACAAGGAUUGCUCUGCAAGCACAACUCAAUCAAUUGCUCUCCGAACUCAGUAGACAUCAUAUACGAUAUAUACCGGAAUCUGGAAAAAUAUUGUACGAUGAUGAUCACUGGAAAUUAAAUAACAAUGAUAAAUUGAAAAAAGAAGCAAAAAUAGGCAACAUAAUGAAUACCACACAUCCAAAAACUGACGCUCCAAAUUCGGAUUCCACCAAAUCAUUAACAGUAAGCGGAAGUACGAAUGUUUUGAAUAAUUUGGAUAAUAAAACAAAAAUAGAUAAUGAAAUCCACAAAGAAGUAGACAAAUUUUUCGGUCCUAUGUUGGAAAGAACACAAAGCGGCAGCGUUUUAGAUAUUACGCCACUGAGACAUAAGAAAAGGCAGUACUGCUCCGAAGAAGUAUUAUUAGUCGAUGAGUCUUUAAAUGAUAAAAAUACUGAAAAAUUGCCUGAUUUUUCCCAAAACCAUAAUGAGAUAAAAAAAGAAGAAAUGAAACUUGCUAUCGAACACAAGAACUCCCCUGUUUCGAUUUUGUAUGACAAUCAAAGAGCAGAAAUUAUAGCAUCUGUCACAGAAAGACUGUAUUCAAAAUUUAAAAAGGAUGCUGCAGCUAACAAAAUGGAUGCCACAGGAGAUAAAAAGACGAUGCCACAUUUAAGUGAAUUAAAGAUUUGUAGUAAUGCUCGUCAGCGCCUUUUGGAAUUGAGUCAAAAAGCAAUAAGGAAUAAGAAAAGAAUAGGCAUACCAGCUCACACACAAACAAGAAGAGUUGUUAUUCGAGUUAAGGAUCAAGGAAUUAAUGCUCAAACCGAUCUUGCGCCAUUUAUAAUACUCAAAAAUGAUACAAAAAUAUUUUAUAAGGAUGCUGCUACAGAAACUAUUCCUUUAACACCAAGGUGCAAAGAUGUCGCAAGCGGAGACGGUUCUUUAAAUUUCCACGAUAAAUCUACAACAAUGGAAAUAAUAAAGAUAGCCAAAAAACACAGUAAUAUUAUGACGGACAUUAUACUGAAAAGAAAUAUGUGUACUCAAACUCAAAUUUUACCCCAUUCGAGAAGGAGGAAAAGGGCGUCAGCAUGUACAAAAUUACACAAAAACCGUAAAAGUAGCAAACAAACAAAGGAUAGUUGUAUAAUUCCUUCAGUAAUAAAUAUAAAUAUUUCCCCUGUCUGUUCAUUUGAUUCUGAUUCAUUAAAUUCAAGUGAAAAAUCAGACAAUGAAUGUACCCAAAACAAAAGCGAAAAUUUGAAUGCUACUCCAGAUCUUUUGGCAAGUUAUAACAAAGACAUUCUUGAAGAAGUUAAAGUAAGUGACACUGAGUUAACAAAUGCUGAAAAAGCUUGUAACGUAAAAGACGAAAUUGUUUCAACUUCCGAAGUUUUUGAUAAUAUAACACUUGAAGACUUCCCGGAUGAGGAACUGCCUUUACCACGAGUAACCGUGGAUACUACAAGGGUUUAUGAUGAUAAUGAUAUAAAAAAUUUAAUUUUGGGAAGAGAUGUUAAUGCGUAUCCUUACAAUAUUGCACUUUCUCCAAACAAAAAUAAAGAUGUCAAAAGGGUUAUUAAGUUUAAAGAUUCAACCGGUAACUUUACUACGUAUAAUGAAUAUGACAAAACGAAUAUAAAAAAAGAUAAUAUUAAUAGAAAUUAUUUAUUGGACCCAUAUACUGAUACAUCUGACUCAACUAGAUUAGAAUCGGAAUCGUUUGUUUGGAAUAAAGGUAAUAUUAGAAAUAUAUCUAUGCACAAGAAUCAACCUAACUACGAUAUUAAAGAUGGUAAAAUAUUUAAUCAUUGCUUUGAUUCUGAGACUGAGUUAGAUUUGGAUAUUAAUACAAGUAGUGUAUCAGAACAAAAUAAUAGCAAAAAAGGCAAAUAUUGGACGUGGCAAAGUGGGAAUAAAUCAAAUAGAUUGAUGAAGGAAAGGGACACAAAAUAUAAGGACAAUUUUUGCAAUAUUCAAAACAAAAUCAUUGAGACCUGUAGCGGUUUAGAAAAUGCAGCUUCUGAAUAUGAAAAAUAUUUAAAUAGAUAUUACGGCGAUCACCCAAACAAAAGUCCUACUGAAUAUUUGCAUUACCUUGUAAACUUGAGAAGGGAAGUAGUUAGAGAGUCACUUAGUACUUGUAGUACGGAUACAAUUUCUUCUGACGGUCAUGAUGCUUCGACCUUAUAA
Molecule: messenger RNA, 3305 nt
Organism: Papilio machaon (common yellow swallowtail)
Lineage: Eukaryota; Metazoa; Arthropoda; Insecta; Lepidoptera; Papilionidae
Product: kinesin-like protein KIN-5C
Biological process (GO): microtubule-based movement
Cellular component (GO): microtubule; kinesin complex
Molecular function (GO): microtubule binding; plus-end-directed microtubule motor activity; ATP hydrolysis activity
Source: RefSeq, a predicted model, not a curated record